AUGGGCAUCCUCGACAGCAUUCCGCAUACAGCUGGCGGACUGGCUGGUACGCUCGCAUUACUGAUCUGGGAUGCAUGCCUCUUCGCAAGCGGACGACGGCCUUUCAUUAUCCGCGAGCUACACAAGACUUACGGCGAUGUCGUCCGUAUAGCGCCCAACGAGCUCUCCUUCGCUUCGGUCAACUCCUACCGUGACAUCUACGGCCAUGCAAGCAAGACUCGUCGCCCUUUUGAGAAAGGACAGUUCUACCAUCGUGACAAGAAGCACCUAUCCAUAAUCGAUUCCAAAGGCCAAGACCACAGAAAUCAGAGGAAAGCCCUGUCAAAUGCGUUCAGUGCGAAAGCGCUCCGCGAUCAAGAGGAUGUUGUACAGCACUAUGUCAACAUGUUCAAUAAUCAGUUAGGUACAUGGAGCUUGCGGCCUAACGGCAUCAACAUUGCUGAGUCUCUAAACUGGAUCACAUUUGAUAUUAUCGGCGAACUAGCGUUUGGCGAAUCAUUCAAAGCAGUCGAAGCAGGCAAGACACAUCCCUGGGUCUCACUCCUCAUCGACUCAGUCAUGGAGCUAAACUUGAUCGGCUUGCGCAAGCGCAUUCCAAUCUUGACCUUGCUCCUUCCCUUUCUAGUCCCUAGAGGUCUUGCUGCGAAAUUUGCUGCGCAUUGGGCUUUUGUUCUUGAAAUGACCAAGAAGCGCAUCGCGAAGAAAGAUACAAUCAAACGGACAGACUUUUUCCAGCACAUUCUGGAACACGGAAUGAUGGAAGAGGCGCUGCUCACAGAGAACGCUAACCUCCUCAUUGUCGCCGGGUCGGAGACAACUGCAACUGCCCUCUCAGGUUGCAUGUAUUACCUGACGCACGACGACAAAUGCCUGGCCAAGCUACAGCACGAAGUCCGUAAUGCUUUCGACUCGCCUGACCUUAUCGACGGGGACACAACUCAGAAGCUACCGUACCUGCACGCCUGCAUCGAAGAAUCUCUACGCAUGUACCCGCCCGUAGCCAUAGGGCUCCCUCGAGUCUCGCACGGCGCAACCAUAGACGGCCACUGGAUACCUGCAGGUGUCGAAGUGUCGAGUCACAAUUGGACACUGAUGCGCGACGCCCGCUACUGGAAAGAUCCCAACUCGUACAGACCCGAGCGAUGGGUGGGCGAAGGCUUUGGCGAUAAUAAGGACGCGUUCCAGCCUUUCUCGCUUGGCGCACGAGCGUGCAUUGGCAUCAAUCUCGCGUAUAUGGAAAUGAGGAUUAUCCUCGCCAAGAUGGUGUGGAAGUAUGAUUUUGAGUUGUUGAGCAAGGAGCUGGAUUGGGAGCGGGACAACAUGUCGUAUCUGCUUUGGCAGAAGCCAGUUAUGAACAUGAAGUUCCAUCCUCGUACGGGCGUUGUAUAUUCCUAA
Didymella exigua CBS 183.55 is the source of this 1395-nucleotide messenger RNA. RefSeq names its product cytochrome P450. The record is from RefSeq and is a predicted model, not a curated record. NCBI's taxonomy places the organism in Eukaryota, Fungi, Ascomycota, Dothideomycetes, Pleosporales, Didymellaceae. The transcript has 3 exons. Bases 1 to 1395 code for a protein of 464 amino acids. Gene Ontology annotation, molecular function: iron ion binding; monooxygenase activity; heme binding.